AUGAUGCCAACCAUUGCUGCCGUAGACGACCCAGUGUCCCACAACUCGCAAGAGUCGGUCCAGUCUGCCGUCUCUAGCACCUUCUCGGCCCCGGCACUACCCUCCUCCUCGAGCAACCUGUCUACCUCCACCACUGCCGAGACGGACCUCACCACCCUCUCGUCGACCAAUGUAGCAAAUCAAAGUAAACCUCUAGAGGCACCAAUGCCUAAACCGUCGAGCCAGACUGCUGCUGGAGACGUGCCAGCUGCACCGCGCAUCGAUACAGCCGCCGCCAAUGCGCUGCAGAAUGGUGGCACAGCAGCCACUUCCAUGACACCAGAAUCUCCAGCAACUCAAGGCUCCAAGAGAACCGUAGAUGGUUCUCUCAAGAGCGCAGGGCCAGUGCCCGAAGCGCCAUCGGUACGCACAUACGCACACAAGAGGAACAAGAGCAUGGAUACACACUCAGGUACUCGCAUUGGAGAGUUAUCCGCACAGCUUAAGACGCGUCUUUCCUACGCCAUGGUCAAAGUCCAGAACGGCUGGGAGAAGCAGUCACUUGACGAGCUCGAAGAAAGCCAGUCACAACGCGGUUCGCCCAAUUCUGCUCCUGGGAGGAGUGAUCAACUAGCGUUUGACUCGCCUGGUACUACCGACCGCCAACGAAGACCAAGCGGCGUCUCUGAUAUAUCGGACCAAAUGAUCAUGUCCCCUGCUUCUGACCCAACUCGAUCACUCGCAGGAACCCCAGCUUGUUAG
Molecule: messenger RNA, 741 nt
Organism: Alternaria postmessia
Lineage: Eukaryota; Fungi; Ascomycota; Dothideomycetes; Pleosporales; Pleosporaceae
Exons: 3
Coding region: 1-741 (246 amino acids)
Cellular component (GO): SBF transcription complex; cytoplasm
Molecular function (GO): transcription coregulator activity
Source: RefSeq, a predicted model, not a curated record